This is a messenger RNA of Ahaetulla prasina, 585 nucleotides long. RefSeq names its product coiled-coil domain containing 201 (gene SYSRN). The record is from RefSeq and is a predicted model, not a curated record. NCBI's taxonomy places the organism in Eukaryota, Metazoa, Chordata, Lepidosauria, Squamata, Colubridae. The transcript is spliced from 2 exons. The coding region runs from base 1 to 585 and encodes 194 amino acids.
AUGUCAGAGGAAAGUAUUUCUUUGAGGCUGCUAAAAACAGCAAUAGUGAAGCACAGCACUCCAAAAGAAGGGUCAAUUUGCUCUAACAACAUGCUUUCACUUUCAAAUUCAUUGUCAUCUCUACCUCCCUUGCCAAAUAAAUUAAUUCAAGUAAGUUUAUCAAUUGAAGAUGGUCUUGAAGGAUUCAGUUUACAGUAUUCGAAGAGGGCUUGUGAAAUGAUGACUACCUAUAAUGGAGAGCUAAGCAACAGCUCCCAGAUUAUGUUUCCAAGAAGGCUUUCAACUAUAACAGGUUCAGAGGAAUCUACAGUAACGUUUCAACAAAUAAGUCCCUUACCAAUGAUGUCAAGGAAAAGAUCCAGUAAUUGCAGUGAUGCGCAGUCCAAUGAAGGCUUGGUUGCCUCAACAAAACUAGCAAAAAGUGGGCAAGAAGCAACUAUCUUUAAAGAAUCAGGAACAAAAAGAAGAAAGAAAAGAAAUAUGAAAAAAGUGCUUGUGGAAGAAAGAAUUAGACAAUGGGAAUUACGUCAGCUUAAAAACAUUGAAGAAGCAACUACUCACGAACUAACAAUUGAGUACAUUUGA